UGUAGAGCGGCUGGGGUCGGCGUCACUUCCGGAGUGUCCGUUUCUGUCGUUUUGUUGUGGAAUGGCGUUGGUGAUGGAGCCCAUCAGACUGGACAGAGAUGUUUCCCGGGCUAUUGAACUGCUGGAGAAGUUACAAAGGAGUGGAGAGGUGCCACCACAGAAGCUGCAGGCUUUGCAAAGGGUACUUCAGAGUGAAUUCUGCAUUGCUGUACGAGAAGUUUACGAGCAUGUUUAUGAAACUGUGGAUAUUAAUAGUAGUCCAGAGGUGAGAGCCAAUGCUACUGCUAAGGCAACAGUGGCAGCAUUUGCUGCCAGUGAAGGUCACUCGCAUCCAAGAGUUGUGGAAUUACCCAAAACUGAUGAAGGGCUAGGAUUCAAUAUCAUGGGUGGUAAGGAACAAAAUUCUCCCAUAUACAUAUCCCGCAUUAUCCCUGCUGGCAUUGCAGAUCGUCAUGGAGGUCUGAAACGUGGGGACCAGCUCCUGUCAGUCAAUGGAGUGAGUGUUGAAGGAGAACACCACGAAAAAGCAGUUGAACUUCUGAAAGCUGCCCAUGGAACAGUUAAAUUAGUCGUCAGAUACACGCCAAAAGUUCUGGAAGAAAUGGAAUCACGGUUUGAGAAAAUGAGGUCAGCAAAACGCAGGCAGCAAAUCAAUUAUUGAUUUUUGUGGUGCUGUGCUCCUGUUAUUUUUCAUGACAGCUGGGAUUUCUUAAUGUUGUACUUGCUAUUGAUGUGACAUGAUCAGUCAGUGUCAUACUCAAAUUAGUUAGUCACACUAACAGUACAUCAUAAGAAUGCAUUUUUGCUUAUUAAUCCAGUGUUAAAUUUACAGUGAAGUCAGUUUAAAUCUGUUUCAAGUAUUCAUAUUUCUAAUUCAAAGAAUUAUUACUUUUCCUAAUUUGCAAAUGCUGAAAACCUCAGUUGAUGGUGUGACAUCAGGAACAGGAGUUUCCUUUGUCACUUGUUUUUGUGUAAUUGAGGCAAACUCUACCCCUUUGGUGCAACUACAACAAUGAAAAUUAAGAGUUAGAAAAUGAGUAUCUGCUUCAGAAUUAGGUAGCUGAUAUGGAUAUAGUUAGACAGCAGUUAUGCUCUUCCAUUUAAUUGUUAUUAAACUGGAGUCUGACCACCAAAUAAGUCCUGCAAUUACUCAUUUUUGUCCAUAUCCUAAUCCAUAAAUGCUUACUCAUCAGAACAAGACUAUAACUUGGGAAAUUCAGGAAUAGGGUUGCUUGAACUGUUAGUCUCACUUUGCUGCAACAGUCCAUGUGAUUUCCCUAGUUAAGUUCAGCACUGGCCAGUUAAACCAUCAAAAAAUGAGGGUAAACAAAAGAAUAAAAAUAAGAUUCCUCAUAUUUUCUUUUCAAAUUAGUUGAUGCUCUGCACUAAUGGUGAGGCUUGCUCUUCAAAAUAGCUAACCUGUCCAUGUUACACAUAACUUUGUCAAAUAAGUACCGUGCUGUUAUGUUACUUAUCCCAGAAGAGAUACAUUCCUUUCAGUAACUGAACUGUGUUGUUCAGAUCUUCAUUCCAGUAAAAUAGGUAACAGAAGUCAAUGAGUUAGUCUAAAACAAAUAAUGCAUGAUUGGACCACAUCUUAUUGCUGGUAACUGCCCAGUACUUAUCAUUUCAACACUACUUCCUAGGAGUAAAAGAUAAAUUGACUUGACUUCAAGCCUGAUUUACUUUUUUUAAGCACACUGUUCUGAGCUCAAAACUAAUAGCAUCCAGUCAUGUUACUUUGGCCUGACCAAAGUGCAUGCAAUUUAUGGGCAAGUUUUAAGUGGGAAAUCGAAAUCAUUCUUAGCUUAUUUUUACAUUAAAUUGUUUCUGCCUCCAAACUCAUGUCUCCACAAUAAAAUGGCAAUUAGACUACUAACUUGUUAACUGAAACGGAAUAAACUUUUAUAUAAGGCUUCUAUUAAUUCUUUGCUUCAGAUUUUCUACCACUUUCAAAGCCAGUAAUUUUUACAGAACAAUUUUUUGUAUUUGGACAGCUGAAUUUUUGUACUGGUUUUUAUAUUUAAAAGGGGCAAUUCAGGAGCAUAAAAAUGCAUAUAAACCCAUAUUAGAACCUUAAGUCAUCAGUCAAUCACCUGAAACCAAAAAAGGAACCACUUGAUCCUAUGAAAAUCUUCAAACUUGUUAGAAUUUGGUGGUCAUAAAUAUCUCAUGGUGAUAGAAACUGAAGCAAAUCUCCAAUGUGUUUUGUUUUGUAUGAGCAGCUAGUUACAUAAAAGAAGCCUUUUUUUCUAGUACUGCUACCUAUUGGUUUGUUUUGACUUACCUAGUACUACACUAAGUGCAAAUGGUUUUGUAUUUAUUCACUUACAAAAUGUUUUGUUUCCAAUUUAUCCACAUAACUGGACUAUGUCAAUUAAUUAGAGUAUUAUACAGCUGAUUGUAAGAGAACCUUGUAAUAUUUUUAAGAUUUUGCUAGUCAGAAAUGUGCUUUUUUGUCCUGCAGCUUUGUUGUUUCAUGCUCUGCUGUGUAAUGAUAUGCCUGUGUUCUAUAUGUGUUUAAAUAGAAAUCAGAUUGGACAUUGUUGAUGUUCAUGAUUGUUCCUUUUGACCGAAUGUUUGUCUUGUUUGCCUAAAUUGUUUAUCUGUUCCUGAGCAGUGCAAUCCUUUAAAUCCAAGAACCUACAUGUCAGUGUGGUUAUAUGGGAAGUGAACAACUCAUUAAUAUCUCUCAGCUUUUCACAACUUUUACUGAAUUUUAACGAUGGAGGUUUUUUAUUCUUGCUGCCAUUCAAAGAAAAAAAAACCACAGAUUUGACUCAGGCCAAGGUUGGAUUUAGAAAGUCUUCAGCCUGUUUAUUGUACAAUAUUUUUACUGGAAUCUCUUCCAAUCAUGUUUUAUUGUUGAAAUGUUGUUUGUCACAGUUGUAUUUCUAUUCGAAAGUCUCAUUUUCUGGCACCAAUGUUGUGUGAAGACUUAACUUACUGCAGGCACAGCCAUUGCACUUUGAUUUAAAACACACUUUUUUGUGUAUUUGAAGACACUUUCAAAAUCUGGCACCAAAUGUUAAAAAUCAAAUAUGAAAGGAAUAGAAUUUGUUACCAGUUGCUUUAGUCACCUGAGCCAGAUCAAAUCUGUGGAGCCCUAAUUGUGUUACAAAGAUGCCUAUUUGCUAUGAGACACUCCUAGAGGAGAAAAAUUAGUAAAGUGUUUUUUAAACUAUUGCCUCAAAUUUAUUUGGUUAAUUGUGUCAUCCUUAAAGUCGUUUUAUAAAUACGCUUUUAGAAUUAACUAUCAGCACUGAAGCGAAAUAAAACACCUGAUAUAAGUGAGUGAAAUGAUACUGAGACCCAAAGAGCAGCUUAUAGUGAUUGAAACCCAAAAAAAUUGAAUGAAUUUUUUUGUAUCUGUAUAAUAUAUACUUUCCAAAAGGUAGAUCCACCUUGCACUGGGGUUCUAAUUUGUAACCAGUUAAGAUCCAGUAGCUUUAUUUUAAUCUGAUCUUUGUCUAUUUUGUUUUGUGUAUGUUGAAAUUUGUACUUAAAAUAAAAUUAUAUAUGUAAUAGUA
Messenger RNA from Hemiscyllium ocellatum (epaulette shark), 3530 nucleotides. It is a transcript of the gene lin7c, whose product is annotated as lin-7 homolog C (C. elegans). NCBI's taxonomy places the organism in Eukaryota, Metazoa, Chordata, Chondrichthyes, Orectolobiformes, Hemiscylliidae. The record is from RefSeq and is a predicted model, not a curated record. The transcript has 5 exons. Gene Ontology annotation, molecular function: L27 domain binding. Gene Ontology annotation, biological process: protein localization to basolateral plasma membrane; neurotransmitter secretion; maintenance of epithelial cell apical/basal polarity. Bases 62 to 661 code for a protein of 199 amino acids. Gene Ontology annotation, cellular component: cell-cell junction; basolateral plasma membrane; synapse.